GAGCCUCUUAUUAGAAGGACCCGAGUCUCUGGGCCGGGUACUCUCUUGCACCGAGCGAUCAGAGCUCCUUCUCACUCUGGGCCUCCUGCAGCUGGUGGCUCUGCUUCUGCUUCAGGCCCCCCUUCUAUCCCCAGCUUGCCGCCAUGGGCCCCUCGGUACACUCGAACGGAUGGGACGUUCGUGAAACCGAACGAGACCAUGCUGAAGGAUGGCCAGACCGCUAUGGCCUACUACAGGAGCAUGUGGACUCCGAAGGACAUUGAGGCGGCAAAGGGCCUUUCCCAGAAGGACGUGUUCAGUCGCUUUCCCCAAUCUGCUAUGGAGACAUUGUUUGGGAUGAUGGCCAUGCAGAAGCAGGUGGAAAUGGGGAACGCCAGGGCCCGAAAGUAUUCUGACAGCCUGGAGGUGGCUAAUAAAGAGAACGACCUCCUUGCCAUGAAGAAUACCGAGGCGCUGGUUCGGCUUGACAAAGCCGAGCAAGAGAGAGAUGUCCUGAAAAAGGAGAAUGAUUCCCUUCAGGAUGAGAAGGACGCCCUCCAGCUCGAGAAGAGCGUCUGGCAGACUGAGCAGGAAUCACUCAGAGAAGAGAAGGCAGAACUCCAACGUCUUCUAGCUGAUGAACAGUCUGCUCGGAUGGCUUUUGAAAAAAGAGCUCUGGACGAGCGUACCGCUCUGAUCGACGUUAUCAGCAGAGUGGGUGGUGGGAUGCUGGCCCUUCAUGCUCGGUUCUCCAGGGUCGGUGCUCUUCGGUAUGCUCAAGGAUUCCGGGAAGGCUUCGCCGACCGGGUUCCGGAUGAGGGACAGACCAGCUCCACUCCGGAUGAGGUAGACAAGGAUCUGGGGAUCGAGCCUCUGGGGGUUUAUGUCGACCCAGAACCCACCGAAGCGGAGCGUAUAUUUGAUGAGUGCCAGGACAUCGCAUCCUCAAGGAUCAUCACAGCUCCUCCUGCCACUCUGCCACUGACCGCUCCCCAAUCGUCGACCGUGGCUCCCUCUGUAGCCACUGCUGACGCUGAACCCCAGCCGAACGACUCAGUUAUUCACCUGGAUUCCCCACCUCAUGAAGGUGAGGCGGCUGAUGGGGCCGAGGAGGCGAGUCGGCAGGACCAGGAUGCUGUUGGUACUGAGGCGUCUAGCUAGGGCUCCUUCGAAUUCUUCCAGUUCAUAUCUUCUUGUAAUGAUGGACACCUCUCUUUUGUAAACUAAAUGUUCAAUAUUAAUGAAAUGGCCGAACUCUUUUUCUCUAUGUGGUGUGCUCUGUUCAACUUAUCUUCAGUACAUAUAUAUCUUUUCUCUCUUUUUCUUUUUAUAUUAGUUUUGCUGUGUGUUUGUACGGCAAGUGCCUGGCGCUCGGCUAGAAUGCCACUUGCCACUUGGCUUUAAAUUUUUAGCAAGUGUCUGGCGUUCGGCUUAUAGUGCCAGCUGCCA
Molecule: messenger RNA, 1428 nt
Organism: Cornus florida
Lineage: Eukaryota; Viridiplantae; Streptophyta; Magnoliopsida; Cornales; Cornaceae
Exons: 2
Coding region: 199-1140 (313 amino acids)
Source: RefSeq, a predicted model, not a curated record